CCCUCUCCUCUCCUCAAACCAACCUAAACAGCCACUUCAUAGCUAGCCAAGCCCAACUUUCACCACCAGAGUGAUGGAGUUAGAGAUUCCUUCAUGGUCUUUCUAUGCUGUGGCAUGGGUCACUGCACUAGUACUCAUCUUAGUCUCUACCCACAUCCGUCGCCGGAAACUAAACCCACCUCCCGGACCAAAACCAUGGCCGAUCAUCGGCAACUUCAACCUCAUAGGUUCCCUCCCUCACCGUUCAAUUCAUAGACUCUCCCUCAAGUAUGGACCCUUGAUGCAAAUCCACUUAGGUUCAUACCCAGUCCUUGUUGCCUCCUCUGUCGACAUGGCCAAAUCAAUCCUCAAAACCCAUGACCUGAAAUUUGCUUCCCGACCAAAAACCGCCGCCGGCAAAUACACAACUUACAACUAUUCCGAUAUAACAUGGUCCCCUUAUGGACCUUACUGGCGUCAAGCUCGUAAAAUGUGUCUUAUGGAGCUGUUCAGUGCGAAACGUCUCGAAUCAUACGAGUACAUUCGUGUAGAAGAGACCCGUGAGCUCCUUAAAGGGCUUUUCAACUCCGCCGGAGCUCCGGUCAUCCUUAAAGAUCAUCUUUCUAAUGUCAGUCUCAAUGUUAUAAGCAGGAUGGUGUUGGGGAAGAAGUAUUUGGAUGAGUCUACGACGUCGAUCGUGACUCCGGAAGAGUUUAAGAAGAUGUUGGAUGAGUUGUUCUUGCUUAAUGGAGUAAUGAACUUAGGUGAUUGGAUUCCAUGGAUUGAUUUCUUGGAUUUUCAAGGAUAUGUGAAGAGGAUGAAGGUUUUAAGUAAGAAGUUUGAUUGGUUUUUAGAGCAUGUGAUUGAUGAACAUUAUGAAACGAGGAAGGGUGUGGAAAAUUAUGUGGCAAAGGAUAUGGUUGAUGUAUUGUUGCAGCUUGCAGAUGAUCCUGACCUUGAAGUUAAGCUCCAACGGAGUGGUGUGAAGGCGUUUACUCAGGACCUAAUAGCGGGAGGCACAGAGAGCUCUGCUGUAACUGUGGAAUGGGCAAUUUCUGAGCUCUUGAAGAAGCCAGAGGUCCUUGAAAAAGCUUCAGAAGAGCUAGAUAGAGUGAUUGGCAAGGAUAGAUGGGUAGAAGAGAAAGACAUCGCAAACCUUCCAUACAUCAACGCCAUUGUUAAAGAAACAAUGAGGAUGCAUCCAGUGGCACCAAUGCUAGUACCACGAAUUGCUCGCGAAGAUCUUGAACUCAAUGGUUAUGAUAUUCAAGAAGGAACUCGAGUACUUGUCAAUACAUGGACCAUAGGAAGGGAUCCUUUAUUAUGGGAAGCUCCCGAUGAAUUCCAACCAGAGAGAUUCAUUGGGAAUAUGAUUGAUGUCAAAGGACAAGAUUUCGAGCUAUUGCCAUUUGGAUCAGGAAGGAGGAUGUGCCCGGGGUACAGUCUUGGGCUCAAAGUGAUUCAAUCAAGUUUGGCUAAUCUCUUACAUGGGUUUGUGUGGAAAUUACCUAACCAAAUGAAUCCGGAGGAGUUGAACAUGGAGGAAAUUUUUGGGUUGUCGACACCUAGGAAGUUCCCUCUUAUUGCUCUUGUGGAACCUCGGCUUCCUGUUCAUGUCUAUCCUCAGUGAUUUUGUUCUAGUCUGUGGGGUCCUAAACUCCUUUCUUCUACUAAAAUUAUGUUUCUUUUGGUUUUUUAGUAGAAAGUAAAAUUAUAUGUUAGUGUUUUAUAGUUGUGAAGACCCAACCACUUGUUUGGCUCAUGUUAAAUGUAGUGAGUAUCUUUCCUAUUUCUUAUAAAUAAAACAAGAAAAAUGGUUGGCAAAA
Molecule: messenger RNA, 1805 nt
Organism: Macadamia integrifolia
Lineage: Eukaryota; Viridiplantae; Streptophyta; Magnoliopsida; Proteales; Proteaceae
Product: trimethyltridecatetraene synthase-like
Exons: 2
Coding region: 74-1609 (511 amino acids)
Molecular function (GO): iron ion binding; monooxygenase activity; oxidoreductase activity, acting on paired donors, with incorporation or reduction of molecular oxygen
Source: RefSeq, a predicted model, not a curated record